AUGCACAACUCAAAAUGCUCCCUUGAGGCCAUCUCCAGUUUUGGGUCCAACAUGUCCAGCGACUGCCCCGAAUCCUCUCUACUCUGUGGAAUGAACAUCUCUCUGCUUCAUAACGUCAGCCCUGCGCUCCUGGAUGAGCUGUGUUUGAGUGAGAAGGAGUACCUGGCUCUCCACUUGGGGCCACUGCGAUCUCCUCUCUUUGCUCCGGUCUGUAUCACAUACCUGAGCAUCUUCCUGGUGGGCGUCGUGGGUAACUCCUUGACUUGUGCUGUCAUUUUUCAGUACAAAGUCAUGCAGACCCCCACAAACCUGUACUUAUUGAGCCUCGCUCUGUCAGAUUUGCUUGUGCUCCUCGUGGGGAUGCCCUUGGAGUUGCUGGAGCUGUGGCAGAGCUACCCUUUCCCGUUAGGAGAGGCUGGGUGUUACUUCAAGACCUUUCUAUUUGAGACCGUUUGCUUUGCAUCGGUUCUCAAUGUCACAGCCUUAAGUGUGGAGAGGUACAUAGCAGUGGUGCAUCCAUUAAAAGUGAAGAGCCUUUCGACCCGGGCGCAUGUGAAGAAGGUGAUUGUUCUGCUCUGGGUCAUGUCAAUGGUCUGUGCCGUGCCCAACACGAGUCUGCACGGGAUUCUCUUUCUGCCUCCCGUGUUCGGACGCCAAUUUCCCCGUUCUGCAAUGUGCUAUCUGGUGCAGCCCACUUGGAUGUACAAGCUGACCAUCCUGGUGACUGCGCUGGUCUUCUUCCUGCUCCCGGUACUGGUCAUGGGGGUGCUGUACCUCCUGAUCGGCCUCACGCUCUCCAGGGAGAGGACUCACUGCUCCACCACAUCUGGUGCCAUUAGCGUGUCCGAGGCCCACAUGCAGAGGCUGAAUAAUCGCAAUGUGCAAGUGACCAAAAUGCUCUCUGUCCUGGUGGCGGUGUUCGGGGUGUGCUGGGUCCCCUUCCAUGUGGACCGCCUCAUGUGGAGCUUCCUCGACACCUCGUCCCAACUGCACCUCAUGAUAUUUGAGCCGGUGCAUGUGGUGUCGGGCGCCUUCUUCUACCUGAGCUCUGCGGUCAACCCGGUCCUCUACAGCCUCAUGUCCACACGCUUCAGAGAAAUGUUCAAUCACCUGACCCGUCCACAACACAGCUGGCCCGACCGCUUCAGCUUCAGCCAGCGGAGCACUCUCAGCCAGAAGGCCUCCAGCACUUACAGGGGCCCACACAAUACAGCAUAUCCACUGGACACAUUUUCAUUCAUUUAUCCUGCUUUUUGCCAUUUGUCAACAUGA
Molecule: messenger RNA, 1272 nt
Organism: Knipowitschia caucasica
Lineage: Eukaryota; Metazoa; Chordata; Actinopteri; Gobiiformes; Gobiidae
Source: the annotation of a GenBank genome assembly